This is a messenger RNA of Sclerotinia borealis F-4128, 648 nucleotides long. The record is from the annotation of a GenBank genome assembly. Lineage: Eukaryota; Fungi; Ascomycota; Leotiomycetes; Helotiales; Sclerotiniaceae.
AUGGGGCUCAAACUAUAUGGUAUGCGCCAAGCAACUUGCACUCAAAGAGUGCUCACCACACUCGCCGAGAAGGGCAUCGACUUCGAGCUUAUUAUUGUCAACCUCAUGGCGGGAGAGCAGAGGGAACCUUCGCAUCUUGCGAUGCAGCCUUUUGGAAAGGUUCCCGUCCUCGACGAUGAUGGUUUCUUAAUCUAUGAGAGCAGAGCCAUUUGCAAGUAUCUUGCUCGAAAAUAUGCCGAUAAGGGUACAAACCUUAUUCCCGCCGAGGGGGAUCCGAAGGCAUACGGGUUGUUCGAACAAGCUUGCUCGAUAGAGCAGAAUUAUUUCGAUGCCGAAGCGUUCGGUCUCUGGUUCGAAAAGUUUAUAAAGCCUGCAAGGGGAUUGGGCGCCACCAACGAGGAGAAUGUUCAAAAACACAUCCAAACUCUUGACAAGAACCUCGCAGCCUAUGAGCAAAUUCUCUCGAAGCAGAAAUAUCUUGCUGGAGAUGAGUUUACCUUGGCUGAUUUGUACCAUUUGCCGCAUGGUUCACAGGCAUUGAAAUAUGGAUUCCAAGGUCUACUUGGAAAAUACCCUCAUGUGAACAAGUGGUGGGAAGGAAUUCAAGCUAGAGACAGCUGGAAAAAGGCAUCUGCAGAGUCUCUUUAG